CUAAGUGAAAUCGCAGCUGAUAGAAAGAAGGAAAGCAGCAUCCAGGCAGCAAGGCUACAUCAGGCGGGAGAUCAGGCACCAAUAAAAGACAAGCUUUUCCCAACCAAUCAAAGAAGGCACUACCGGCGGGGCAGACCCACUGCCAUAAACAGAAACGGGAGAUGA
Molecule: messenger RNA, 165 nt
Organism: Aspergillus costaricaensis CBS 115574
Lineage: Eukaryota; Fungi; Ascomycota; Eurotiomycetes; Eurotiales; Aspergillaceae
Exons: 1
Source: RefSeq, a predicted model, not a curated record